AUGCUGGCAGGGCGGUGGCGGCUGGAGGGGCGGCAGUGGCGGCGUGCUGAGCCGGCCGUGGUGCUCCGUGCCCUCUACAACUAUGCAUACUGUGCUGAGGACGGGCGGCACGUGGCCAUGGCUGCUGGCGAGCAGUUCCUGCUGCUCCACAAAGCCAAUGAGGACUGGUGGCAGGUGAGACGGGCCAGCGAGCCCCGCUGGGCUCGGCCCUUCUUUGUCCCUGCUACCUACGUAGCCGAGCUGGACCCUGGUGACACCGGGAGACAGAGCAUGCUGCCCCCCAGCCAGCCUGCAGGCAUGGGCCUGCCACCACAGUACCGCUCACUGGAGGACCUAUGUGGCUCCCCCCCGGCCCCCCCCCAGGAGGCCAGGCUCACCCCCACGCGCCCCACGGGCAAAAAGGCCAGGCUCACCCCCACGCGCCCCAUGGGCCACUGCAUCAGCACCAGCCAGCUGGCAGAGGGGGGUGGGGCCCUGCCUGCCCCCCCCCACCAGCUGCCACGGAAGAGCUGGGGGGUCUCCUGGGUGGUGCUGGCCAGGAACAGCCUCAUCUUCUACAAGGAGCCCCGCCCGAUGCCUCCCCAGUGCCCUGCCAGCAGCCGCCCUGAGAGCAGCGUGGACUUGCGGGGGGCUGCCCUGGAUUGGGACCUGGAGAACCCCAUGGAUGCGCCUGUGGGGUGGCUGCACCGGGGGGACAUUGGGGAUCUGGUGGAGCUCAGCGGGGAUGAAGAUGAGGCGCCGCGGGUCACUGAGGGUGCCGGGGCUCCAGGUGCCCCCCACACCCCCGACACCUUGGAGAAGAAGCAGGUGAAGAGCAAGCUGAGGCACUUCAUCAUCAAGCGGCCCCCGCUCCAGAGCCUGCAGGAGAAGGGACUCAUUCGAGACCAGGUGUUCGGGUGCAGCCUGGAUGCCCUGUGCCAGCGGGAGAGCACCACCGUGCCCCGCUUCGUCCAGCUCUGUGUGGAGGCCAUUGAGGAGAGAGGCCUUGAUGUUGACGGGAUCUACCGGGUCAACGGGAACCUGUCCGUGAUCCAGAAGCUGCGUUUUGCUGUGGACCGGGAGCGAGCUGUGACCUCGGAUGGGCGCUAUGUCUUCCCCGAGCAGCUGUGCCAAGAGGAGCGGCUCAGCCUGGCAGACUCCGAGUGGAGCGAUGUCCACGUGGUGACCGGUGCCCUCAAGCUCUUCUUCCGGGAGCUGCCCGAGCCCCUAGUGCCCUACAGGCUCUUUGACCCCUUCAUUGAAGCUAUCAAGCUGCCAGACCCCCAGGAGCAGGUGGAGCGGGUGGCUGAACUGGUGCAGAGCCUGCCCCCUGCCAACUAUGCCACCCUGCGCUACCUCCUGGCUCACCUCUGCCGGGUGAUGGAGCGGGUAGAUGUCAACCGCAUGACAUGCCAGAACAUCGGCAUCGUGUUUGGGCCGACGCUGCUGCGGCCGGAGCGGGAGCCGGUCAGCCUGGUGGCGGGCAUGGCCCAGCAGAACCAGGCUGUGGAGCUGCUGCUGGCACACUUUGAUCGCAUCUUCCCCGCGCCUCCCUGA
This is a messenger RNA of Aptenodytes forsteri (emperor penguin), 1536 nucleotides long. It is a transcript of the gene ARHGAP9, whose product is annotated as Rho GTPase activating protein 9. Lineage: Eukaryota; Metazoa; Chordata; Aves; Sphenisciformes; Spheniscidae. The coding region runs from base 1 to 1536 and encodes 511 amino acids. Gene Ontology annotation, molecular function: protein binding. Gene Ontology annotation, cellular component: cytoplasm. Gene Ontology annotation, biological process: regulation of GTPase activity; signal transduction. The record is from RefSeq and is a predicted model, not a curated record. The transcript has 12 exons.